CUAGUCUUUUUUAAAAAAUAUAUAUAUUUCUUUAAUCAUCAAAUAAAAUAAAUAAAUUUUUUUACUCAGCGGAUACUGUAGCGGUGGGCGGCAUACAAGCUUUUCCGUUUUAUUCGUGAUAAGAGAGAAGAUUUUACCUGCAUAAAGAAGGCAGGCAGGAAGAAGAUCGGGCAACCAACUUUCUCUACUACUUAUAAGCUUUACCAAAAAGAAGUGGUGAAUUUAUUCAUUGCCAUGGAGAGCCACUGCACCCCAGAAAUGGCAGGAAAAGUAAUCAGAUGCAAAGCUGCAGUUUGUAGAAACCCGGGGGAGCCACUCAUGAUCGAGGAAAUUGAAGUUGACCCACCUAAAGCUUGGGAGGUUCGGAUCAAAAUUAUCUGCACAUCCCUUUGUCACAGUGAUCUUUCCUUUUGGAAAAUGAAGGCACCCAUUGGACUUUUUCCAAGAAUUUUUGGGCACGAAGCUGUCGGUGUCGUUGAAAGUGUGGGAGAGCAUGUAGAAGAGCUGAUAAAGGGGGAUCUAGUGUUGCCCGUGUUCCAACCAAACUGCAGGAAAUGCAGGGAUUGCAUGUCGGAGAAGAGCAACGCCUGCUCGGUCUUUGGGAAAAACAUCUCCCCCGACAUGCCCAGGGACAGAACCAGCAGAUUUAAGGAUCUCAAGGGAGAAGUGUUGCACCAUUUCGUUGGGGUUUCCAGCUUCUCCGAGUAUACCGUGGUUGAUGAAGCCCAUGCCGUGAAAAUUACUCCCGACAUUCCUGUUGAUAAAGCCUGCUUGCUUAGCUGCGGCGUCUCAACCGGGUUGGGAUCAGCGUGGAAAGUGGCAGCGGUUGAAGAAGGAUCCACAGUGGCUAUCUUUGGGCUCGGUGCUGUUGGACUUGCGGUUGCGGUGGGAGCAAGACUCCGCGGAGCUUCGAAGAUUAUAGGUGUGGACUUGAAUCCUGAAAAAUUCGAGAUAGGAAAGAAAUUUGGAGUCACUGAUUUUGUCAACCCAGCUACCUGUACUGCAGAAAAGCCAGUUAGCGAGGUAAUCAAGGAGAUGACUGAUAAGGGUGCUGACUAUUGCUUUGAGUGUAUCGGGUUGGCAUCAUUAAUGCAAGACGCUUUUGAAAGCAGCCGAGAGGGUUGGGGAAAGACGGUGAUAAUUGGUGUGGAGAUGCAUGGCUCGCCGUUGACCGUCAGUUCCUACGAACUUCUGAGAGGCAAAAGUGUCGUCGGCUCAUUCUUCGGAGGUCUCAAACCCAAAUCCGACAUUCCUCUCCUAAUCAAGAAAUACCUUGAUAAGUCUGUGUUUGUGUUGCAGGAGCUUAGUUUGGACGAGUUCAUAACACAUGAGUUGAGCUUCCAAGAAAUUAACAAAGCCUUCGAAUUGCUCCAAGCAGGGAAGAGCCUCCGUUGCAUUAUAUGGAUGGAUCGCUAGACAAUGGAUCCAGGCUGAAUUGGUCCUCGGGCCAAUUGCAAGAACAGAAAAUAAAAAUGGUAAUCUCGAUGUAGAUUACUUGGAAGAUAGGGUUAUUUUUAGUGAGGAUAAGCUGAUGGACUCUGACAGCAAGGCUGUCGUGAUGGCUUGGGAGAAACUUUAAUGGAGGCUCAUGACAAAGCAGUUUGCUCAGGAGGUGGCCACAUUCUGAAUAUUGGAUUUGGAAUGGGCCUUGUUGAUACUGCCAUUCAGCAAUAUGCGCCGGUCAAGCAC
Messenger RNA from Carya illinoinensis, 1689 nucleotides. RefSeq names its product alcohol dehydrogenase-like 2. NCBI's taxonomy places the organism in Eukaryota, Viridiplantae, Streptophyta, Magnoliopsida, Fagales, Juglandaceae. The record is from RefSeq and is a predicted model, not a curated record. Bases 235 to 1416 code for a protein of 393 amino acids. Gene Ontology annotation, cellular component: cytosol. Gene Ontology annotation, biological process: formaldehyde catabolic process. Gene Ontology annotation, molecular function: S-(hydroxymethyl)glutathione dehydrogenase [NAD(P)+] activity; zinc ion binding. The transcript is spliced from 11 exons.